Molecule: messenger RNA, 1788 nt
Organism: Prunus dulcis (almond)
Lineage: Eukaryota; Viridiplantae; Streptophyta; Magnoliopsida; Rosales; Rosaceae
Product: glucan endo-1,3-beta-glucosidase 12-like
Exons: 3
Coding region: 95-1540 (481 amino acids)
Biological process (GO): carbohydrate metabolic process
Cellular component (GO): plasma membrane
Molecular function (GO): hydrolase activity, hydrolyzing O-glycosyl compounds
Source: RefSeq, a predicted model, not a curated record
CCUCUUCCUCUGCCUCACUCCCCACGCUCACUCCACUCUCCCAUUACCUGCAAACAAACCUGAAACAACAAAGAAGAAGAAGCAGCUCUCUGCAAUGCUCUGUUUCUCCAAAAACCAGAGCAUGGACCGCCACCUCCUCACUCUAUCUCUCCUCCUUCUCUCCGUUUUAUCAUCUCACGCAGAUGCAGCUUCUGUAGGAGUGAACUACGGCAGAAUCGCCGACAAUCUUCCGUCGGCGUAUAGGGUGAUGCAGCUUCUCAAGUCCCAGGGCUUGGAGCGGGUGAAGGUCUUCGACUCCGACCCGGCCGUGCUCCGAGCUCUCGCCGGAUCCAACAUCAAGGUCACCGUCGACGUCCCUAACGAGCUCCUCUCCUCCGUCGCCAAGUCCCAGUCCUUCGCCACCAACUGGGUCCAGCGAAACGUCGUCGCUUACCACCCCAACACUCAAAUCGAAGCCAUUGCGGUCGGCAACGAGGUCUUUGUCGACACCCACAACACCACCAAGUUCCUCAUGCCCGCCAUGAAAAACAUCCACACAGCUCUCAUCCACUUCGACAUCCACUCCGCCAUCAAAGUCUCCUCCCCCAUUGCCCUGAGCGCCCUUCAAAACUCCUAUCCUGCAUCCGCCGGGUCGUUCCGACCCGAACUCGUUGAAACCGUUUUCAAGCCAAUGCUCGAGUUCCUCCGUCAAACCGGGUCCUACCUCAUGGUCAACGCCUACCCUUAUUUCGCUUACGAGUCAAACGCCGACGUCAUCUCACUAGACUAUGCUCUCUUCCGUCAAAACCCUGGUGUAGUUGACGCCGGUAACGGUCUCCGUUACCUCAGCCUCUUCGACGCUCAGAUCGACGCCGUUUUUGCUGCCAUGUCGGCUUUAAAAUACGACGACAUUAACAUGGUAGUGUCCGAAACCGGCUGGCCUUCAAAGGGUGAUGAGAAUGAGGUAGGUGCUAGCUUGGAGAACGCUGCUGCUUACAACGGCAACCUCGUCCGCCGGAUCUUGACCGGUGGUGGGACCCCCCUGAGGCCGAAGGCAGAUUUGACCGUCUAUCUCUUCGCUCUGUUUAACGAGGACAGGAAAAACGGGCCCACAUCGGAGAGAAACUACGGCCUCUUCUUCCCCAACGAACGCAAAGUUUACGACAUACCGUUUACGGUUGAAGGGCUGAAGAACUACCACGACCACCGGUCGCCUGUCGCUGGAAACCAACACAUGACCGCACCGGUCAACGGGGGCGGAGACGUGUCGAAGAGUUUGACCGGGAACACGUGGUGCGUGGCGAAUGGUGAGGCGGGGAAGGAGAAGCUGCAGAGGGCUCUAGACUACGCUUGUGGUGAGGGCGGGGCAGACUGCCAUCAGAUCCAGCCAGGCUCCGCGUGUUACGAUCCUAACACACUGGAGGCCCACGCAUCGUACGCUUUCAACAGUUACUACCAAAAGAAGGCACGUGGGGUCGGCACGUGUUAUUUUGGCGGGGCGGCCUACGUGGUCUCUCAACCACCCAAGUACGGGAAAUGUGAGCUGCCCACUGGAUACUGAAGAAGGCAGGCAGGCAGGCAGGAGGAGGGUUUUAUUUAGUAAUUUUGGGGGCAAAGGGGUGUUAGCCUAAUUGUUGCUGAAGUAGGGUUUAUUAGUUUAAAAUGAAAUUCUUUGUGGUGGUUUCGUUUUGUAUGUAUUGUUGGGUAGUUUAGUAUGCUACUUUACUUUGUGUUUCAGACUAUUUAACUUUUGACUGUUAUGUUAAUAACUUUAUACUUAAUUAUCAAUCUCUGUUAUUUUUUAUUUUA